Messenger RNA from Rhipicephalus sanguineus (brown dog tick), 1087 nucleotides. RefSeq lists its product as uncharacterized. Bases 1 to 999 code for a protein of 332 amino acids. The transcript has 7 exons. The record is from RefSeq and is a predicted model, not a curated record. Lineage: Eukaryota; Metazoa; Arthropoda; Arachnida; Ixodida; Ixodidae.
AUGCAUGGUGGCUUGGUCAAGGAUGCGCCGAUCCCGGAAGUCACGCAAUACCACAAGUGGCGUACCGAGGGACGUCUAGGAUACAAGCACGCACCCGACAAAGGUGCCGUGGUUCCUGUGACGUACAUUCACACGGGCAUGGACCGCGCGGAGCAUAAGGAACGCGGUGAACGUCCGUUGGUCCUCCUUCUCACAGGAUCACCAGGGCAGUAUCAGGACUUCAGCUACACCAUCCCUUUCCUGGACAGGCAUGGCGCCGACGUACUGUGCUUGAACUGGCCCAACUUCGCCUUCACCAAACAGACUGGCUACUGGUGGCACAGUGGUGAGGAGAAAGCCCACCUUGCCAUCGAUUUCCUCAAGAAGCUCGACAUAAAAGAGGUCGACAUGCUGGUAAGCCACAGUUCGGGAGCUUAUCCGGCGGUGCAUAUGACCGCCGAGCAAUCCGACGUCCACGUUAAGUCACUGGCUCUCCUCAUGCCCACCACAGGCUCAGACGUCAGAGCUCUGAGAAAAUUCCUGGUGUAUAACGAAACGGCCGACUGGAUGCUUCGGAGUAUGCACGGUUUAUCUAUGCUUACCACACUCGUCAAGUGGAGCAUGGUGCUGAGCAAGCACCCUAUGAAGCGUGAAAUGGACGAUGUCUUCUUCGCCUACCUGUCUACCUCAGGCGUCAAGGACGACAGGUAUGCCCAGCAACUGGAAACACUGCGCGAACAGGGCGUGCCCAUGGUCGUGAUGGUCAGCGGCACGGACAAACUCAUCUCUGUUGAGAACUACCAGAACUUUCUGCGCAGACUGGGCCACGAUCCCCAAAGAACGUGGCUUUACGACGGCACAGGAAAACUCAUCAGCCGAGGCGAGCCCGGCGUGGUGAAGGUAAUCGAGAUGACAAAGGGUUCUCACUAUGCCUUCAGCCGCCACUCUCAUAUCUGCAACCAAGCGUUGCUCGAGUUGUUGUCCAGGGCCCCGCUUUACCCGAAGCGCUUUCGUAUCUAGGACGCGGACACCGAAUUCGUCGGCGAUGGCUGCGACUCGCGAAUUUAGUGAUUACCGCUGCAUUGCUUUUGCGAAUAUUUUUGUUCAG